AUGGACCCCAUGGGCCUUUCCGCCGGCCCAAACAUCCUGGAGUUGUACCAGAAGCCGGUGAACAUCACCACCUACGACACCAAGUGGAUACCCACCAGCGCGCGGUUCGUGGUCCUCGGCUCGUACGCUCGGGCCACGGGAUGCCUCCAGAUCUACUCGCUCGACACGGAGAACGAAGGCGUGAAGCUCAACAAGGAGCUCGAGAAGAAGGCGGCCUUCAAGUGCGGAACCUUCGGCGCAUCCUCCCUCCGCGAGCGUCACCUCGCGACGGGUAACUUCGAGGGCUACCUGCAGCUGUGGGAUCUCCAGCGCCCGGAGAAGCCGCUCAUGGACGUCAAGGCGCACACCUCGAUCGUCAACGCCAUCGACGGCGCCGGGGGUCAGAGGAGCGGCUACGGCCCGCCCGAACUCGUCACCGGCGGCCGCGACGGGUGCGUUCGCGUGUGGGACGUCCGCCAGAAGGACGCGCCCGUCGCCAUCUUCGAACCCGCGGAAGGGGUCAAGGCGAGGGAUUGCUGGAGCGUCGCAUUUGGCAACUCCUUCAACGACGAAGAGCGGUGCGUGCUCGCCGGGUACGACAACGGCGACGUGAAGAUGUUCGACCUGCGAACCGGGACGGUGCGAGCCGAGCACAACGUGAGGAACGGCGUGUGUUCCGUGGAGUUCGACCGCAAGGAGAUCGCCAUGAACAAGUUCGUGGUGACGUGUCUGGAAUCAGCGUUUACCGUGUUUGACGCUCGGACGCAACACCCGGCGAAGGGUUUCAGCUCGGUGACGGAGAAGGUGCCCGUGAGCGCGACGGUGUGGGGGGCGAAGCACCUGCCGCAGAACCGCGAGGUGAGCAUGGUUCUGGGCGGGGACGGGACCCUGAUGCUGUACAAGUAUCAGUACCCGGAUCAGAGGGUGGUGAAGGACAAGGACGGGGUCAAGAUGGGCGUGGCGGGGACGAUGAACCUGGUCAACUCGAAGAACGUGAGCACGCAGCCGAUCAGCAGCUGGGACUGGUCGCCUGAUAAGGAGGGUCUGGCGGUGUGCGGGUCUUUCGAUCAGACCGUGCGCGUCGUCUGCGCGACCCGGCUAAACACGCUGUGA
Molecule: messenger RNA, 1092 nt
Organism: Micromonas commoda
Lineage: Eukaryota; Viridiplantae; Chlorophyta; Mamiellophyceae; Mamiellales; Mamiellaceae
Exons: 1
Coding region: 1-1092 (363 amino acids)
Molecular function (GO): ubiquitin binding
Source: RefSeq, a predicted model, not a curated record